Molecule: messenger RNA, 2496 nt
Organism: Oncorhynchus keta (chum salmon)
Lineage: Eukaryota; Metazoa; Chordata; Actinopteri; Salmoniformes; Salmonidae
Gene: lrrc28
Product: leucine rich repeat containing 28
Exons: 11
Coding region: 402-1511 (369 amino acids)
Molecular function (GO): protein binding
Source: RefSeq, a predicted model, not a curated record
AGUUUGGGAACUCUUGCUGUACCUGAUGUGCUUAAUUCAGUAUGCCACUGUAUACAUGUUCUGAGACGAUCCAGACAUUGUCUCAAAGAUACUGAUGUAUGGUGCAUUUGGUUCUGGGGGAAGAGCGCCCCCGUGUCGCUAAAGCUAGAAUCGUUACGAUGCCUCAAAAACUACAACAACCGGCAAACAACUCACAUCCGGGCUCCAGUCAAUGACGUCGCCGUUGACUUUUACGUCUGUUGAUAAAAUAUCAAGACGUGCCAACAGGGACGUGAUGAGGCUUUACAAACAGUUGUAGCGGUGGUUCAGAAAGAAGACCAGGAAAGGUACAGGAAGUGACGGCCGUGGUUCAGAAAGAAGACCAGGAAAGGUACAGGAAGUGACGGUGCAUCCUUGUUGCCAUGGCGUCUGAGCUGCAGGAGGCGAUCUGCAUGGCCAAGCAGGAGCGUCACAAGAACCUGUUCCUCAACUACAGGAACCUGAACAACUUUCCGGUCGAGCUGCUGAAAGAUGAAGGACUACAGUUUCUACAGAGGCUUUAUAUGAAGAGGAACUCACUCACCACGCUGCCGGAUAAUCUAGCACAGAAGCUCCCCAAUUUAAUAGAGCUGUAUCUGCAUUCCAACAAUAUAACCUGUGUUCCUGAAGCUAUAGGUAACCUGUCCAGGCUGCAGUCUUUAGACCUGAGUGACAACGCUCUGCAAGUCAUCUGUCCGGAGAUCGGCAGGCUGAGGUCCUUACGACACCUGAGACUGGCCAACAACCAGCUGAAAUACCUGCCUCCAGAGAUUGGAGCCCUGUGUGACCUAGAGACCCUGGAUGUCAGUAGGAAUGUGUUGGUGUGUCUCCCAGAGCGGCUGCACCAGUGUCUGUCUCUCCAGUGUCUCACUGCUGACAGGAACAACCUGACCAGCUUCCCCAGACAGCUCUGCCAACUCCACAGCCUCAACGAGCUCAGUAUGGCUGCUAACCAACUCACCUCUCUACCCCUAGAUUUGGGUCGUUCCAGAGAGCUGCAGUUUGUGUUUGUUGACAACAACGUCCACCUCAAAGGCCUUCCUUCAUACCUGUACAACAAGGUGAUUGGCUGCAGCGGGUGUGGUCUGCCAGGGCAGGUGUCUGACCGGGUGCCCCAGCCUCUGUCUCUGUCUCUGGGAGAUGUGUCUCUCCCUUUGCCUGCUGAGGUGAAAGCUAUAGGCUCAGAGACGGAGCGAGUGGGCCCCCUGGAGGAGCUCGCCAUGAGGGCCCUGCACAGCAUGUACGGGCGACAGCCAAUCAGAGAGCGGAGUCUGCUGCCGCCCUUCCUGUUACCCAGAAGCCUUCUGGACCUGCUCCAAUGCCCCCUGGGACAUUGUCACCGCUGCAGUCAGCCCAUGUUUACCAUCAUCUACCCCAAACUGUUCCCUCUCAGAGAGACCGCUCUGGCUGGGGUACACCGCAGAACCACAGUGAGUUUCGUGGCCUACUGCUGUUCCAGUCAGUGUGUUCAGACAUUUGAUCUGCAGCAAUGACAUCAUGGUGCCUCCACCUCUUCCUCUCCCCUUCGGUCAUCAUCUCCUCCUCUGGUCUCCUGGAUGAAUGAAUGAAGGAUGGAUGAAGGACUGUGGGAGUCCUGAACGUCUCAGGAGGACAUGCAUAGCCUCUGGACUGGUGGACAUGAGGAACUGAAGAUCUCAGGAGGACAUGCAGAGCCUCUGGACUGGUGGACAUGAGGAACUGACCAUCUCAGGAGGACAUGCAGAGCCUCUGGACUGGUGGACAUGAGGAACUGAAGGUCUCAGGAGGACAUGCAUAGCCUCUGGACUGGUGGACAUGAGGAACUGAAGGUCUCAGGAGGACAUGCAGAGCCUCUGGACUGGUGGACAUGAGGAACUGACCAUCUCAGGAGGACAUGCAUAGCCUCUGGACUGGUGGACAUGAGGAACUGACCAUCUCAGGAGGACAUGCAGAGCCUCUGGACUGGUGGACAUGAGGAACUGAAGAUCUCAGGAGGACAUGCAGAGCCUCUGAACUGGUGGACAUGAGGAACUGACCAUCUCAGGAGGACAUGCAGAGCCUCUGGACUGGUGGACAUGAGGAACUGAAGGUCUCAGGAGGACAUGCAGAGCCUCUGGACUGGUGGACAUGAGGAACUGAAGGUCUCAGGAGGACAUGCAGAGCCUCUGGACUGGUGGACAUGAGGAACUGAAGAUCUCAGGAGGACAUGCAGAGCCUCUGGACUGGUGGACAUGAGGAACUGAAGAUCUCAGGAGGACAUGCAGAGCCUCUGGACUGGUGGACAUGAGGAACUGAAGGUCUCAGGAGGACAUGCAGAGCCUCUGGACUGGUGGACAUGAGGAACUGAAGAUCUCAGGAGGACAUGCAGAGCCUCUGGACUGGUGGACAUGAGGAACUGACCAUCUCAGGAGGACAUGCAGAGCCUCUGGGCUGGUGGACAUGAGGAACUGACCAUCUCAGGAGGACAUGCAGAGCCUCUGGACUGGUGGACAUGAGGAA